Molecule: messenger RNA, 812 nt
Organism: Vitrella brassicaformis
Lineage: Eukaryota; Vitrellaceae
Source: the annotation of a GenBank genome assembly
GUUUGUGACCGUACACGUAGAAGCCCAUCGACCGACCGACGGACAGGCAGCCAUUGUGGGCGGCCCCUGCGGUUGGUCUGACACAUGGGGAGAGUUUUCGGCGUGCCAACGCAGCCCUUCUACGGUCUAUAACAUACAUAGAUGUGAUGUGUGUAGACAAAUUAUAUGUUUGCAUCAUUCACUGCCUGAUGGAUGGACGAGUGCUCGAGUGUGUCCUGUCCUCACAAGACCUUAUGUGUGAGGACAACUGGACUGACCGAGGGCAGGCCCACACAAGUGUCUAUCGUCUUGAUUCGCACCCUGCAGACACACGACAGAAACAACCUUCACAAGACACAUGGCUGGGGACCCUGCUUACGCAGGAUGGCGCUGUAUGGCGGCCCGGGGAUCUGCAGCUGCGCCACCGUCCCGUUGGCAUCCCUCGCACGCACCCGCAUCACAAUCGGCCCAAAGGCUAUCGCUUCAGGCGUGCCCACCUUGCACCUGUACUUCCACUUAUUCUUGGCCACAUCAACCGCCAGCUCUGUCGGGAAGGGGUCCGUCACGAAGUGCUCGAUGUCGAUGUGCACCGAUGGGUCGGAUGACGGGCUGCCGUCGGUACCGGUGUCCAUGGUUAGUUGUACGAGACUGUUGCGCGACGAGGUGGCGUUGGCUCUGAGCAGGUGGCCGCUGACGCCGUGGUUGUAGAAGGCAGUGAACUUGGGGGGCGGGUAGAUGCAGCCGAGAGAGAGGCAAAGGGAGGGAGGCGGGAGACGAAGGAUGGCCAAAGCAGCGCCAACAGCACACAAAUGAGCCCGUUUCAUGCUUUUUUU